GGUACAUAUAUAUAAUGAUGACAGAUUGUGUGCAUCUUACCACUUGUCUCCGGACCACCGUCAACGUCGUGCCUCCAGAACAGUUGACCUAACAACAUGUGUGACGACGACGCAGCUGCACUGGUGUGCGACAAUGGCUCCGGCAUGGUCAAGGCUGGCUUCGCCGGCGACGACGCUCCCCGCGCCGUAUUCCCCUCCAUCGUCGGCCGUCCUCGUCACCAGGGUGUGAUGGUCGGUAUGGGUCAGAAGGACGCCUACGUCGGUGACGAGGCCCAGAGCAAGCGAGGUAUCCUGACUCUCAAGUACCCCAUCGAGCACGGCAUCAUCACCAACUGGGACGACAUGGAGAAGGUCUGGCAUCACACCUUCUACAACGAACUGCGUGUUGCCCCUGAGGAGUCCCCUGUCCUCCUCACCGAGGCUCCCCUCAACCCCAAGGCCAACCGUGAGAAGAUGACCCAGAUCAUGUUCGAAACUUUCAGCUGCCCUGCCAUGUACGUGGCCAUCCAGGCCGUGCUGUCCCUGUACGCCUCUGGUCGUACCACAGGUAUCGUAGCAGAUUCUGGUGAUGGUGUGUCUCACACUGUCCCCAUCUACGAAGGUUUCGCCCUCCCCCAUGCCAUCCUCCGUCUUGACCUGGCUGGUCGUGACCUGACUAACUAUCUCAUGAAGAUCAUGACUGAGCGUGGCUACUCCUUCACUACAACUGCGGAACGUGAGAUAAUUCGUGAUAUCAAAGAGAAACUUUGUUAUGUAGCUCUUGACUUCGAAAAUGAAAUGGCACAAGCUGCUGCUUCUACUUCAUUAGAUAAAUCUUACGAACUUCCCGACGGUCAGGUCAUCACCAUCGGCAAUGAGCGUUUCCGUGCUCCUGAGGCUCUCUUCCAGCCUUCCUUCCUGGGUAUGGAAUCUUCGGGUGUCCAUGAGACGGUGUACCAAACUAUCAUGAAGUGUGACGUUGACAUCAGGAAGGACCUUUAUGCCAACACCGUCAUGUCUGGUGGUACCACCAUGUACCCUGGUAUUGCUGACCGCAUGCAGAAGGAAAUUACCUGCCUGGCUCCCUCCACCAUCAAGAUCAAGAUCAUUGCUCCUCCCGAGCGUAAGUACUCCGUCUGGAUCGGUGGCUCCAUCCUGGCCUCUCUGUCCACCUUCCAGACCAUGUGGAUCAGCAAAGAGGAGUACGACGAGUCCGGCCCCGGCAUUGUCCACCGCAAGUGCUUCUAAUUGAUUACCACUAAUAUAAAAUAUUUAAGCCUU
Molecule: messenger RNA, 1260 nt
Organism: Homarus americanus (American lobster)
Lineage: Eukaryota; Metazoa; Arthropoda; Malacostraca; Decapoda; Nephropidae
Product: actin, muscle-like
Exons: 2
Coding region: 97-1227 (376 amino acids)
Biological process (GO): mitotic cytokinesis
Source: RefSeq, a predicted model, not a curated record